This is a messenger RNA of Mauremys mutica (yellowpond turtle), 1075 nucleotides long. RefSeq names its product valosin containing protein lysine methyltransferase (gene VCPKMT). Gene Ontology annotation, molecular function: protein-lysine N-methyltransferase activity. The transcript has 6 exons. Bases 16 to 684 code for a protein of 222 amino acids. Gene Ontology annotation, biological process: peptidyl-lysine methylation. Lineage: Eukaryota; Metazoa; Chordata; Testudines; Geoemydidae. The record is from RefSeq and is a predicted model, not a curated record. Gene Ontology annotation, cellular component: cytosol; cytoplasm.
AGCCGGGCCGGGGCCAUGGCGGCGCCGGGCUUCGUGCGGACGCUGGAGAAGCGGGACGGCUCGGCGCUGCGGCUGGAGCAGCGCGGCGCCGGCGGGGUGGGCUGCGUGGUGUGGGACGCCGCCCUGGUCCUGGCCAAGUUCCUGGAGAGCGGGGCCCGGGGCCUGCGCCGCCGCGCCGUGCUGGAGCUGGGCGCGGGCACCGGCGCCGUGGGCAUCAUGGCGGCCACGCUGGGGGCAGAUGUUACGGUUACUGAUCUUGAGGAACUUCAGGAUUUGCUGAAUAUUAAUAUUGAAAAGAACAAACAUCUUGUCACAGGCUCAGUUCAAGCCAAGGUACUGAAAUGGGGUGAAGAUGUAAAAGAAUUUCUGCCUGCACCAGAUUAUAUACUUAUGGCAGACUGCAUUUACUAUGAGGAGUCAUUAGAGCCAUUACUGAAGACCCUGAAAGACCUUUCAGGUCCUGAUACCUGUAUCAUAUGUUGUUACGAACAAAGGACUAUGGGUAAGAACCCGGAAAUAGAGAGAAAAUACUUGGAGCUGCUCCAGAUGGACUUUGAGUUGGAAAAGGUUCCAUUGGAGAAACAUGAUGAGGAGUAUCGGAGUGAGGACAUUCACAUCUUGAACAUCCGAAGGAAAAAAAUGGCAGGAAUUUCCCCUCGUGAGAUCUUUGACCAUGUUAUCUGAUCCUCUGGAGAGAAGAGAGAGUGUAAAUUAACUCAAAGAGGCUGUCUCCAAAGCUGUUCAUGGCUCAUCUACAGAAUGCCUUCUAGACAGCGGAUUCGGGAUGAGAUAUAAGGAGACAGUGGGUCAGUCACUAUAGAACCACAGGCAGUAUCCGUCUUAGAGGACAAACGUGAUCUGUUAAUAUUGAGAAAGCAGCCUCACCAAGAGAGAGCUAAAAAUGGGACUGAAAUGUAACCUAGACUGAUGUCCUAUUCAUGGGCCAGCUGUAUAGAUGGGAGGGCUACACUGGUGAAUCGGAGACACAUACAGUGUGCUGAGUUCAAACAAAUCAGAUCCAAGCGUUCCAUAACAAAGCCUGUCUGAACAGGAGGGCGUGCAGGAAUCUGAAGGU